Chara braunii is the source of this 11592-nucleotide messenger RNA. NCBI's taxonomy places the organism in Eukaryota, Viridiplantae, Streptophyta, Charophyceae, Charales, Characeae. The record is from the annotation of a GenBank genome assembly.
UUCAUGCCCACCCCUUAGUCAAAUACUUGUCCUUUAACGACUGGGCUGAACUGAUUUAUGUGUACCGGCACAAACGAAACGAGUUCGUCGAUACAUUGAAUAGGAUGUCGAGGGAGACUACUACCGUGGUUGAAGCGAUUAGGGUGGAGGAUAGGACAUUGAAUGUGAGCAUCAUUAAUGCGGAAGUAAAGUUUGUGAAGAUCUGGGGUGCAGACUCGCAAUUCCACAGAGAGAAGGAGGUGCGCAGUGUGGUGGUAGCCGAUGAGGUAGCUUUGGAAGAUGAAGAGGAUGAGAUGACUGAGGAGGAGAAAGAAUACCUGAGGAUGAAGGAUGCCGAGUUGGCCAGGACAAAAGCGGGUCUCGUAACUAGUAAGAGGAAAUCGUUUACGGAUACAAGGAGGAAUGCGUUCCUUCCCCUUGCCUCUCCCAGAUGGAUUGAGACGAUGUCCACGGUUUUCUCUGGCAAGAUCUGGUCCCUGGAGACCUUCAACUAUCUUGCACCGUUAGAUCAGAGGGGGUACAGAUUGUUAGCAUCUCUCACACAAGAUGAGAUGAAGGCUGCGUAUGAGAGAGCUCUGGAGAUGAACACGUCCCCGCCGGAUGUCAGAUUCCCGUUCAAUGGGGAUGGGAAUGCGCCGAGCCCGAGGGCAAAAGUGUCCUCUCUGAUCAAAUGCCUCUCCACUUGCUGGAAGCCCUUGAUGCUGACGUCUUUGGCUUUUGGAUGCGUAAGAGAGAUCAUGAUGCUUCUUACCAAGAAGGUCAUUGCAAAUCCCGCCCUGACGGCUGGUUCAGUGUUAGUCAGUGUGAAUGGCGCCGAUCGUAAGGCGUUCAAGGAGUGCGCUAAGCUGUUACUGAUGAGAUACACACCGUUAUCGGGCUCGGCGUAUCUGCGAUUCGCCAAUACGAAGACGACUCUCGGCUCGGGCGUCAUGUUUCUGACAAAUGGCCCGGGAGGGAACAACACAGGGACGUAUGGAAAUAGUGGUGGGAAUUACAGCGGAGCCAGCUACGGCGACGGCAGGGGCAGUACGCUUGCAAAUGGAGGUACGGGUGGUGGAGGGGGAAACUACGGCGCGGUUGGGAACGGUGGAGGAGGGCCGGGCGGAGUGUGUUAUAACUGCGGUAAGCCCGGUCACUUUGCGCGCGAUUGCUGGGCGCGCCGCGGUAGACCCUACCAGCAGAACCUGGGUGAUCCUGAACUGGAGGAGAUCAAGGAGCACCAUCGACGAGCUAGGAAGGAGCGCCUCGAGCAGGAGGAAAAGAAGAGGAUCGAGGAGGAGAAAAGAACGAAAGAAGAAGAAGAGAAUCGUAGAAAUCAAGAUUUCGCACGAAAGAUGGAAGAAUUCAAGCUGCAACUGCGAGUUGAUCUAAACGAAGAAUGGCACAAGAAGAACGCCGAAGCUGAGAAAGCCAUGUCCAAAGCUAAGAAGAAGACGGUGAGGCUGAACCAAGCACUGCGAUCGAAGAAAAGCAAAGGGAAGGGACGAAGGAUGAAGAGAAAGCAUUAUGUCCUCACUAGCGAGGACUCUACGACGGAUGAGGCAUCAGACUCGGAGGAGUCUAGUUCCCUGUUUAGUGAGUCCAGUGAGGAACGGACGUGCGUGAGGGUGACCAAGGGGAAAGGGAAGCGACAUAGUAAAGGGAAGUCGAAGCAGGGAAACGGUAAGGAGAACCGAAAUUCUCCGCCAAAGAAGACCACACCGAGGAGAUACGAGGCGGGCGAAUGCUCAAAAAGGGAACGAGUCCUGGAAAAAGGGAGUGGCUUGCGGGUUAAUGGAGUUGGCAGGAUAGAGAAAUCGGAUGAGGAAGCAGAACCGAAGACACCGCUGGCGGGGGGUUACAAAGGAUUAUCUGCAGAGUGUUCGCAGAAGGGCUUAAUAGACUAUUGUAUCUCUGGUCAUAAAAUUUAUUCAGCUAAGAAAGCGCAUGCUCUGAGGAGGAUUUGCGAUAGGAAGGGUAUUAAGUACACAACGAAACCGGAAGUAGUAGAGUUACUUGCGAGGCAACAGGUGGAAUUAGCCUACGAAGGAUUCGAAGAGGGUAUGGGCAAGGGGAAAGAGGUGUUGGAAGAGCAAGUGGUCUCACCAAAGGCUUACGUCAACAGAAGUAAGACUGUGCGGGUUUCUCCAGCGGCUCGAAGGCCGAGGGUAAUUCUGAAAUCGGAGCUUCGAAGGGAGAGCAUAACGGGUGAGAUAGCUAGGAAGGUAGAAAGUGCAAUCUCGACGACGACUUUGCUCUUAGCCGCCCAGGGACAGAUACCUUGGCUGCAGAAGUACAUUGCUAGGGCGGGGGAUCUGUCGGAAAUGCUGGCCUUGGACACGCCAGGGGUGUACGCAGUCGUGAGCCCUUGGGCCCGGAAGACGUACGUGGGGUGCAUGGUUCGCCCGAUUAUCCAGCGGUGGAGGGAACACUGCCGCAACGCAUCUAAUAAUGCGUUGGGGCUAGCUCCGCAUCUGUAUCGAUGGUUACGGGCAUACGGUCUAGACAAAUACGUGGUUAUUCCAUUACGGCACAGGGGGAAAGAGGAUGACUUUGUGUUUGAGAAGUUUUUGAUCUCAGAUUUCUGCCCGAGUCUGAACUCCCGGGACUUGAAUUUGAAAAAGGAAGGUAGGAGGAAGCUCAGGAAGGGGAGGAGGGAGAGGAUCGGGAGAUCUCGUAAGACGAAGACGGAGGAAACUGUGAUUUUUCGUGACGGCGAUUCGAGUUUUGUGUCGCUAAUCGGGUGGCUGAACGCGCAUCGAGAGGACCGCACGGUGAGGGCGAUCGAGGUAGGCAAGGGUACGAACUGGGUGGACGGUUGGCGGAAGAUCAAGCGGGUUUUUGGCGGAACCAUGGUAAGGGUCAGCGGUAUCGUGUCAUCACUGAAGACGGUGAAGAGGCAGAUGCAGCUAGGGACACAACUUGAGUUCCUGCGGAUUGUGAAGACGAAGACAACUACGGAGAAGAAUAAAGCUUUCUUGGCGGGGCUUGUUCGAAGACCGAGGCCUAUUUCGCAACUAUCUUGCUUCACGACGAACAAGUUGAUAGGCCUAUAUCGGGCGGCGGGACUUUUUACUGAGAAAAAGACCAAGCAGCUGCUGCGGCUCAGGAUCGAUCGAGCGGUGCACAGAAAGACAGGCGUAAGCAUUAGAAAGCAGAUUAACAUCAAGGUUCCGUAUGCCUCCAAUAUUAGAAAGAACGUCAUCAAGAGCAUUGCCGAAGGAAUGGUCAGCAAAAGGCUACCGGACACUGUACUGGCGGACUUCGUGAAGACCCGCAUUCGGGUGGUAUGGACACGCAACAAAUCGGUCAGCGAACUCAUAUGGAACCACAAACAGUAUGCGGGGGAUGCCGAGGUGGUCUGCUGCUGUGAUCACUUCUCACUUCCGAAGGUCGUAGGACAUGCACAAGCUCGCUUCUCCGACUUACCAGAGGACCUCGUGCCAGCGUUCGUACGCAACGCCAAGAACAUCACGAGGCCCGGGAGGAAGGUACGUGAUGGGGCAAUAUUGCAGGCUAUCUUCGAUGCGAUUAAACAUCUGAAGGGAGACGUGGUGAGACCUGAGUUGUUGACAUGUUCAUUUUGUUGUGAAGAACAUCGAUCGCCGGCCUGGACGGACGAUGCAGUGAAAGACUGGAGAAGGAAAUUUGACGGGUUGGUACUUACUCAGCUUGAUAGAAAUAUCAGGGAUACAGCAGUAUUUUGUCCGGUCCUGUAUAGGCAUGGGUUCGGGAAGUUGUUUGUAUGGAAUACUAACUAUAUUAUGGUGGGGAGGGCAGAGGAGGAGGCGGAGCUACUGAGGAAGUAUAAGGAGGACUUCAAGAAGUACGGACUGGAUGGCAUCGGGACGUGGAAGCCUGAUGGCAGGUUAGGCUCGGCUUACGUAAUUCCUAAGCACAAAGAUCUGGAGCGAUGGAGACCCAUUGCUCCAACCUCAGCGGACCAGGCGGGAUUGGCACAGAAAAGAGUGGCGAAAGCUUUGCACACCUUGCUCUGCCGCCUGCCGGCACAUGAAUUGUUCUAUCUGAAUUCUAUUUCUGAGCUGGCAGAUAGGUUGAAGGCAGCUACGGAGAGGCUUAGGGCGAAAGGAUGCACUAAGAAUGAUGAUGAUGAUGAUGAUGAUGAUGAUGAUGAUGAUGAUGAUGAUGUGCACAAUGAUGAUGAUGAGGAGGAGGAAGAGGAGGAGGAGGAGGAGGAGGAGGACGAGGACGAGGACGAGGACGAGGACGAGGAUCACGAGGAUCAGGAGGACGAGGAUGAUUAUCCAUGGUCAGUGGAUAAGGAUGAUGACGAUCAUCAUGCAGAUGAUGAUAAUGAUGAUGAUGAUGACGAUGAUGAAGAUGAUAUAAUGAUGACGUCAAACAGGAUAAUGACGAUGAUAAUGAUGACAACAAUGAUGACGAUGAAUGAACGAAUGCAUGUUUUUUGUUUUCCAGAGGAUAUGAUGGCAGAGAUGGGACCUCGGAUUGCACAGGGACUCCACAUCCAGUCAAUUGAAGUUCCUUUGAUAAUGCACAAAAAGCAGCUGGUGAAGGACUAUGAGAUGUAUUUCAAAGAUGAAGUGACCAAAAAAGAAGUUUUUUAUGCGGUUCCGCCUGAGCUCUAUGAAGUCCUUCCUUCCGACGACCUAGAUGAGCAAUACAGCACGUGCGCCAUUGUGGAGGACUCUAGCUUGAUGGCAGAGAGCAAUUUCGGAAUGUUCAUUGACGAGCAUGAGGCUGUGUUCCGAAUUCACUCUGCGGCCACACACAGACUCGAGGAUGAUGUUGGGACCAAGACAACCUAUCAAAUUCUGGACCAAGUAUGGGCUGAGCAGCUUGUCAAGGGUGAGAGUGACCUGCAGAGAGUGGGAUGGUGGGUGGACGAUGCUACCUUAGUUUUGUGGUCCGCAUUAUCCCAAGACUCCUACAUCCUACUCAGACAGCUUUUCCCAACCUCAAGACCACGUCAGCAGACCACAUCAGCAGGCCACGUCAACAGGGAGUGCCACGUCAGCCACCCGGGCCUAUUUAUGCUGACGCGCUCGCAGACAGCCGUCAUGGACCAGAAACCGGGGGAAACGGCGGAGGCAUAUCAGGACCGCAUGCUAGCUUUGAUCAUAGAAGCCAAGCAGCGGGCGGAUGCAGUAGCAGCCGCAGAGAAGAAGAAGGCGGAGGAUGUCGAGCAGGCACGACUGCUAGCUCUUGAACAGGAGCGUCUGCAGGCCGAGGCAGCAGCGAAGGCUGCAGAUGAAGAACAAUUGAAGCGGCGUGAGAAGAUUUUCAGCGGGGAGCAAGCAUUACUCACAUUGGCAGCGGAAUGGCGAACUGAGGCGGAGACAAGGAAGAUGGAGAAGAGCGAGACCAAGAUUGCCCUCCUCCUCUCCCAUCUCACGGACCUCCUGGCGACAUGCAUCGCGCAGCAGGAGGACAUUCACAGCCUCGAUGCCGAAGUCAAGAGUGUUCGCAGCCGCAUACAGCAGUUGGAGCAACGACCAGCCGCCGCCCCUGUGGCAAGCUCCUCCAACACAUCAGACCGCCUGGACGCAUUGGAGAGUGACGUCAGCACACUCAAGGACGGCGCACGACUACAACAAACCGCUACUCAACAAUUGGAGCAGCGGGUCUGUGCUGCCGCCGCCAGCCCGAGUUCGGGACAGCGCGAGUCAACUCCCAAGUUUGACGGUCAGGAGAUCUUCUGCGAUUUAACAAAGACGGAUCCAAUUCAGUGGUUCCGCAAGUUUGAACUCACGUUGCAGCUGCACCUCGUCAGCGAGUGCAAGCACCACGCGUACUUAUACUCCCGGUCAGGAGGCGCAUGCCAGGCAUGGCUGGACAAUCUCUUGUCCCAGUACGGGGUGGUCGCUGCCGAGUUACACACGAAGAUCAGUUGGGAAGACCUCAAGGCGGCGUGGCACAAGCGGUUCCAAGUGGAGCCGUCGGAGAUCAAGGCCAUGGACAAGCUCAUGACCUUCGAGCAAGGCUCGCUGCCAAGCGUCGACUGGAUUGCCGAGUACCAACGCUUGACAUCCGUCCCAGGUCUCCCGAUGGGCUUCAAAGCCAUCAAGCACGACAUCAUUUCGAGGUCGUGCCCGGCGUUGAGAAACGCCUUGACGCAUGUCGAGGACACACUGACAACGAUGGCGCAACUGUUCGACAAGGCCGCACAGAUUAUCAUCACGAACAAGGAGGCGAAGAACCUCACUCGUGCUGCGGCAGGCCCGACCAAGGACCAGCAUCGUCCCAAGGUGGUCGUGGUUGUGGCGGCAUCGCCAAGCAGCCAAUCUAGCGAGGCGGAGUCUGCCAAUGAAGGAGACAGACUCGCAGCUGCCCGGGAUGACAGCGGGCUGCCCUACCAAGGGGAAGGGCAAGCAGGGAAACUGAGCGCCGCCGAGAGUGAGUCGACAACACUCUCGACGCCUUCGGAACCGGUUUCUUCGCGAGUGACCGGCCUUCAUUCCGGGGCGCAUGCGGAAGUUGACAGUCCUCUUCUCUAUUCUUUUGAGGACUAUGCUGCCCGGCUCGUUCCGGCGCUGGGAUCUUUUGCUCAAGGACAAGACGUGUGUGCGGCAUCUUCUCCGUCUAACAACGGUUCUUCUUCGUCUUCAAGUGGUUCUUCACGGGAUUCGGCGCGUGGGUUCAACAUAGAGGAAUUGGACCCGCUCAAGUCUGGGGAUUUCGCAUGGCUUCCUCUCCCGACCACGGGCUGCUUACCGGGACCGCAAUGCGCAGCACUCUGUGCCCAUCUUCACAAGUACUUGUCCUUCUAUGCACCACCAACUUCGCUAACGGAUGACGAGGUCGCGGUGGGGGACAUCUUGGCAUAUGUUACCAAGGUGGCCCGCGAGUUUCGCACGCAGCGGUACGACGACAAUAAUGCACCGCUGAUGUAUGUCCGCAUCCAAGUUGGGCAGGCGUCCUGCAGCGCUUUGCUGGAUAGCGGCGCGACUCGCAACUUCAUGAGCCAAGCUUUUAUGCAAAGGGCUGGCCUCGGCGCGCAGGUUCGGAGGAAGGCAAACCCGACGGCGAUCAAGUUGGCGGAUGGAAAGACGCAGCAACUUCUCGACCGUUACAUCGAGGCCGUACCGGUGUACUUCGCACCUCAUGCAUGCGAACCGGUCACGUUCGACAUCUUGGACACGGACUUCGAUAUCAUUCUGGGAAUGCCUUGGCUUGCAAGUGUGGAUCACACAGUCAACUUUCACCAGCGGACUCUCACCGUUCGCGACGCCUUCGGCGCCGAGGUGCCGUGUACUAUUCCUCUUCCGCACCCUUCGAUCCGGUGUCAAGUCGUAACGGCCAAAUCGUUCCGAACUACAUGUGCAUAUGAGCAACCCAAAGAGAUAGGCCUAUGUUUCUUGCGGACUAGCGCGGUAGCCGACUCUUCACCAUCGGACUUGUCUUCGGACCCCCACGUGGUACGGCUGCUUGAUGAGUUCGCCGACAUCUUCGAGUCACCUACCGGUGUGGUGCCGGAUCGGCCGAUCUCUCACGAGAUCAUUCUUGAGGCCGGUGCCAUGCCGCCGAAAGGUUGCAUCUAUCGGAUGAGCGAGGAGGAACUGGAGGUCCUUCGCGCACAACUCGACGACUUGUUGGCCAAGGGCUGGAUCCGCCCUAGUUGCUCUCCAUAUGGAGCACCAGUUCUCUUCGUAAGGAAGAAGAACAAGGAUCUACGUCUGUGCAUCGACUACUGCAAGCUCAACGCGCAAACUGUGAAAAAUGCGGGGCCUCUUCCUCGUAUCGACGAUAUUCUUGAGCGACUGGGCGGUGCUAAGUUCUUUUCCAAGUUGGACUUGAAGUCGGGGUAUCAUCAAAUUUCGAUAUGCCCGAAUGAUUGCUACAAAACCGCAUUCAAGACACGGUAUGGGCAUUUUGAGUGGGUGGUCAUGCCUUUUGGCCUCACCAAUGCCCGGACAACCUUCCAAGCGGCAAUGACCAAUGAGUUUCGUGCGAUGUUGGAUCGGUUUGUGCUGGUCUACUUAGACGACAUUCUCAUCUAUAGUCGGACCUUGGAGGAUCAUCUUGAGCAUCUUCGACGAGUGUUGGAGACGCUCCGCCGUGCCAAGUACAAAGCCAACCGCGACAAGUGUGAGUUCGUCCGGCAAGAGCUUGAGUACUUGGGUCAUUUUGUCACACCGGAGGGCAUCAGCCCCCUAUCAGAGAAAAUCCAAGCCAUCCAGGCGUGGCCGGAGCCGCGUAACGUCACGGAUGUCCGUUCGUUUCUUGGUCUUGCCGGCUACUAUCAGCGCUUCAUCAAGGGCUAUUCGAAGAUCGCGGCCCAUUUGACCAAGCUUCAAUGUGAGGAUCGGCCGUUUGACUUCGACGAGGAUGCGCGGGAAUCCUUCUUGGCUCUUAAAGCUGCACUUUUCUCAACGGAGGUCUUGCGGAUCUACGACCCGCUAUUGCCCACACGCGUCACUACUGAUGCAUCCGGCUAUGGCAUUGGUGCAGUCCUCGAACAACACGAUGGCGUGGACUGGCACCCGGUCGAGUAUUUCAGCAAGGAAGUGCCCGCCGUGCACUCUAUUGAUGAUGCACGAAAGAAGGAGUUAUUGGCAUCCGUACACGCACUCAAGCGCUGGCGGCAUUUCCUUCUCGGUCAACGGCAGUUCCGAUGGUUUGACUUUUUCCCCGAUCACAUUCCGGGCAAGUCGAACCGUUUUGCGGAUGCUCUCUCACGGCGUCCGGACCAUUGCACCGCGGUCUACUCGACGUUCAAGAUUGAUGACGACUUGCAAGACAGUUUCAUUCGCGGCUACCAGGCCGACCCCGAGUUUCGCGACAAGUACGUGAAUUGUUCCUCACCCAAUCUGGCACCUUCUCACUACCGGAUCCAUGAGGGAUAUUUGCUCGUCCACUCGCGGGGGAAGGAUCUUCUUUGCGUACCGAGUGACCCUUACUUGCGUACGCGGCUUCUUGGCGAGUUCCACGAUGCUCCCGCCACCAGACAUUUUGGCGUCAAUCGAACGAUUGACCGACUUCGCGAGCGAUUUUGGUGGCCCGGUCUUCUUGACGACGUCACACGCUACUGCGAGUCAUGUGAGAUUUGUCGGCGUUGCAAAUCCCGCAAUCAUCGUCCGUAUGGCGAGUUGCGACCACUACCGGUUCCCUUGCGCCGACGGGAGGCGAUUGCCAUGGAUAUCACUGGACCAUUCCCCAAGCACAAGACCGGUGUGGAUGGGAUUCUCACGGUAGUCGAUCGACUCACCAAGUUUGCCAUGUUUUUGCCUUGUCGCUAUCAUGCCAAGGCACCAGAAUUGGCCGAGGUUCUCUACGCCGGUUGGAUUCGAACCAAGGGUUACCCCAAGGAAAUCGUCUGCGACCGCGACACUCGGUUCAUGUUUGAGUUUUGGUUGGCACUCACCAAACGAUGGGGCUCUUCUCUCAAGCCUAGUUCAGCUCGCCACCCUCACACGGAUGGUCAGACGGAGAGGGCGCACCAGACGGCACAGGUUCUUCUUCGCACUCUCAUUCGUCCCGAUCAGAAGGAUUGGGUUGAGCGGUUGCCGGAUGUCGAAUUGGCCUACAAUUCGUCCAUCCACCCGACUAUCGGGAUGUCACCUUUCGAGUUUGAGCAUGGCUCUCCGCCCACUUCUCCGCUGGACACCAUCGUUCCACGCACGGCCGAGAGCGACGACCAUCUCCUUUUCUUGCGCCGGAUGCAAGAGCUUCUUGUCAAGGCACGCAAUCAGAUGGCAAAGACGCAGCAACGCAUGAGCCAGCAGGCCAAUCGCCAGCGUCUUCCUUGUCCAUUUCGCGCCGGCGACCUCGUGUGGGUUUCCGCCGCGGAAUUCAGCCUUGAGCAGGAUAUCUCUCGCAAGCUCCUCCCGAAAUGGAUGGGCCCAUGGCCGAUUGUAGCACCUGCUGGGGAUGCACCUGAGGGACCGUCCUUCACAGUUCAGGUGCCCGCCCACUUACCCGUCUACCCGGUUUUCCAUUGCUUCAAGUUGGUGUUGUACACACCAGCAGACCAGGAUGACUUUUUCGGGCGACGAUCUCAAGACCCACCCUCUAUGGACGGCUUUCAGGAGGUCAGUGACAUCAUUUCCCAGCGACGCUACGGCAACAAGCCGACCGAGUAUAUGGUACACUUUGCAUAUUGCACCCACCGAGCCGACCGCUGGUUGACCCGUGCGGAACGCCAAGCGACAGCUCCAGAUGUUCUCGUACGGUAUGAACGAAAGAUGCAAGGCAAGCCGGCAUCUUCGGCUCCACGCCGCAACCGCGUCCAGUAUUCUGUUCAUGUCAAGAAACCUUGUCAGUGUAGCCAGAUCGAUUGCCAAGGCCAUGAAGGACAGACACGUGGCAGAAUUCAAGGUUUUGAAAACGAUCGAUUGAAGGAUAACGGUGGUGAUGAUGACAAUGGCGAUCCAGAAGCCGAGUGGACAUCAACUUUGUACACAGUCUUCCUGGCCAUGAAGCUCUGUUCUAAAGUUGAUGUAUAUGGAGUGGAUAGCCGCCAUGGUCUGGAGAACGUCAUGCUGCUCGUGCUGCAAGCUAAUCAUCUCAUUGCUUCGGUUGUAGAGCGACAGCAACCGGAACUCCCGGAGGGAAAGGACGGGGAGGAUAAUGUCAUGGCCAACAACCCUUCUUUCCAGGACGGGCGCAAAAGGAGCCCACUUGACCAGAAUUUUCUUGGCCAGUGUCAUCUGCAGCCCUGUAUGAUCGAGUGCUCGAAGCACGGCGUUGCCAUGAAUGGAUCAUGUCAUUGUGACCCUAUUUAUUCCGGAGCUGACUGCUCGAUAGAUCGAAUGCACAUGGAGGCACAUAAGCUCCUAGAGGGGAUGGACUUCAAAUACAAAGGACCCUCAUUAACAUUAAACAAGCUCGAGGUCAAUAUGAGCAAUAUGCACGUCAAGCUCCCAUGGGGAAUCACAAGAGAGAAACUUCGAGAGGGAGAUGUGUAUAAGGUGGACAAAAACGUUUACGCAGCUCUAGCAGAUGAAGACAUGACAGAGAGAUAUGGAGCUUGUGCGAUUGUAGGAAAUAGCGGAGCACUCUUGAAUGCCGAGUACGGGCGUGAUAUAGACUCGCAUGACAUGGUUUACAGAUUUAAUCAGGCUCCAGUUCACGGGUACGAAGUGCACGUUGGUGCCAGAACCUCCUACGAGUCUUUGAAUGGCUUUUGGGUGAAGCAACUCCUUGACGAGAAAAGAGGGUACAAGUGGGAGUGGAGGUCACGUGAUUCUGGACUCGUUCUCUUUGAAAUGUUUGAGCCUUGGGCAUUCGUAUGGAAAACAAAGACGCAGAUCAUCGACAAAGACAGGUGGUGGAAAGACGCUUUUGUGAGGCUGCGCCGCCUCCAUCCAGAGAGGAAGAUAAUCACGUUGUCGCCAAAUUUUGUCUCCUGGGGUUAUCAGGUAUAUCGGGAGAUGCGGCGACGCUUUCAAAGGGGACGGCUAGGGCACUAUGAGGGGGAAAAGCCAAUGUCAGGCUUCUAUGCAUUUCUGCUCUGUUUACAGGUAUAAUAAGUAACCUUCUUUUUGUUUUGUUUUUGUGUUUUGAAAGCAACAUUACCCUCGGUGGUCCAACAUCGGUCCGCGGAGACCUCGGUCCGAUCUUGGGUCCGCAUGAUGGUUCACCCCAAACUCUGCAACUUUCCUCUUUGCCUUCACGCCUGCAUAAUGAAAGCAA